CCUCUUCUAGGAUUGUAGCCUUCCGGCAACUGCUGAGGAGAGUCACCUCGAUUCUCCUAAAACCCAGGAAGUGAGAGGUUCGUGGGCAGGAUCGCUGCAGUAGCGAUGGCAGGCACCGUCUCAGAGCUGCAGUUCUUGGUCCCCUGGGGCCACAUUGCAGCCAAGGCAUGGGGCUCUCCAAAAGGCCGACCCGUGCUGUGUUUACAUGGUUGGUUGGACAAUGCAAACACGUUCAACAAACUCAUUCCUUUACUCCCUAGAGAUUGCUAUUACAUGGCAAUAGAUUUGGGGGGCCAUGGCCUGUCUUCCCACCGUCCAGUUGGAUCUCUGUAUUACCUCAUGGAUUAUGUGGGUGAUGUGCGAAGGGUAACAGCAGCACUGAAAUGGAACCGAUUUACCCUUAUGGGUCACAGUAUGGGUGGAACUGUUGCUGGCAUGUUCUCAUGUGUUUUCCCUGAACUGGUGGAGAAGCUGAUAUUGGUGGAAUCAUAUGGUUUUUAUCCAGCUGCAAAGGAGUCAGAGAAGAUCCUACUUUUUAAGCGGGCUAUGAUAGAGCAUCUGCUGAAAACAGAAGCCAACCCACUCCUGUCCCCCAAAGUAUACACCCCAGAAGCGGCACUUCAGAGAUUAUUAGAGGCAAACAGAAGCCUAACAGAAGAGUCUGGAAAGAUAUUGCUGGAACGAGGGACUGCUGAAGUCCCAGGAGGUUUGGUUUUUACGAGAGAUCUGAGAAUCCACAUGAACGUCUACGGUUAUACGUCUGCGGAUGAGCCUGUGAAUUAUCUAAGGAAAAUCCAGGCUGAUAUACUGAUGAUCAUAUCACAAAAUGGGCUUUUUAAGAAAGAUUCUGAUGUGUUCCGUGCAGAAUUUUUCAUGAGAAUUCACCAAGGCUAUAAGACCUUCCUCAAAGAGCACUUCAACUUAGUCAGUGUUCCUGGGAAUCACUAUGUCCACCUUAAUGAGCCUGAGGUUGUGGCUGGCAUCAUCAGCACUUUUCUAACUAAGGAUCACAGCCUCAAAGCCAGGCUGUAACCAGGGCUGACCUUACAGCUGUUAUAUGAAGACAUAAACAACCCUAGAGAUGAAUUCCAUAUGAAGAACCAGCCCUGCUUAACAGAGAAGAUGGCUGUGCAGCUGCCUUCAAGAAGAAUAAACUUUGGGCCACAUGCUUGCACAAAAGAUUUGUGUCAUGAGAUUGAAGAAAUACCGGGGCUAUAUUUAUUACUGCCAAGAAGGUUCUUUCAGUCACAAAGAACUCUUCUGCUUCUAGUCCUCUAUGGAUUACUCUUAAAGUGUUUUGUACAAAUAGGUAUUUAUCUUUCUAUUCUGUAACCAAAUCCCAUGCAGUUCUUUUAACAUCUCAAUUUGGUGAUAAACAAAAGGAAGUGAGGAUAAUAUGAUUUGAGUGGGUGUACUAAAACAUAUAUAUUCAUGUA
Molecule: messenger RNA, 1436 nt
Organism: Pogona vitticeps (central bearded dragon)
Lineage: Eukaryota; Metazoa; Chordata; Lepidosauria; Squamata; Agamidae
Source: RefSeq, a predicted model, not a curated record